This is a messenger RNA of Bufo gargarizans (Asiatic toad), 2208 nucleotides long. RefSeq names its product keratin, type II cytoskeletal 3-like. The transcript has 9 exons. NCBI's taxonomy places the organism in Eukaryota, Metazoa, Chordata, Amphibia, Anura, Bufonidae. The record is from RefSeq and is a predicted model, not a curated record. Bases 118 to 1233 code for a protein of 371 amino acids.
GGAAGGAAAUAAUUAUAGGAAAGUAUCUCUCCUGGGAGUGGUGCCAGGAGAGUAUUAUGCAGUGUUAUCUCAACGGCUCUGCCAUUCUUCACAUAGACUCACAUCCAGGAGCUCCACAUGGAUCCCGAUGCAGCAGGACAUCCCUGGAACUCUGGACCUGUUCAAACCCAACCUCAAUGGCAGAGCAUGCCUCCACCAUACCACCAGAACCAGCUCUAUAACCCCAGGGCGAUGGUGCCCCUAGGACUGGAGCUUCUUGUAGAGGCAGAAGAAGCUAUCCUCGAGAAACAAGGACAUCGCUGGAACUCUGGACCUGUUCAAACUCAACCUCAAUGGCAGAGCAUGCCUCCACCAUACCACCAGAACCAGCUCUAUAACCCCAGGGCGAUGGUGCCCCCAGGACUGGAGCUUCUUGUAGAGGUAGAAGAAGUUAUCCUCCAGAAACAAGCUUUCUUCAACAGAUCUGGGCAAACUCUCUUCACCAUACAUCGGGAGUCAGAGUGCUGUGGACCAGGCUUCAAUGUAAGGUUUCGAAAUCCAUACCAGAAGGACGUGGUGUCACUGUAUGCGGAAUCAGGGGGAUGUUGCUGGGGAGGAUACAGUCAUGUAAGGAUUUCUGUUUUUCCUGCGUGCACUAUCGGUUUCAUCAACAUUAAAAACUAUUCUCGGAAAAUGAGUGUCUCCAUCCGAACGAACUCUGGAGAGCUUGUGUUCACUGCUGAGCUGCCCUUAUCAGGCUCUGAGAAAAUUAUUGAGAUACUCAGUGUAAAUGGAUCUUGUCCUGUGGCCACGAUAACUACGGAGGGAGCAAAUUGUGAUGUCAAUUUCCAGUUUCCCAUGGACAUGGAGGCUACAUUGAAAACUCUUAUCUUGGCUGCAUUCGUGUACAUGAGAUAUCAACUGAGUAAAAUGUCUAGCAGCAGCAGCUCCUCGGCUUAUCACAGGGGUCGGAACACUGCCAAUCACGAUGACGACCACCGUUGGGGUCAUGGAGGCUUCAAUGGACAUCUUGGUGGUGGAGGUUUUAUUGGAGGGUACGGUGGAGGAGGGAACUUUGGAGGUGGAGGAGGAGACUGUGGAGGAGGGAACUCUGGAGGUGGAGGAGGAGACUGUGGAGGAGGGAACUCUGGAGGUGGAGGAGGAGACUGUGGAGGAGGGAACUCUGGAGGUGGAGGAGGAGACUCUGGAGGUGGAGGAGGAGACUGUGGUGGUGGAGGAGGGGGCUGUGGUUAAUUGUGUUUCUUAAUUUCUUGUGUUCACCAUCAUUGUGGCAGUCAGUCACUUUUACCCUAUGUCAGAAUCCUCAGCCACCCCAACAUCUGUCUCUGUGCUCUCACUUAGACCUUAUACUGAUUUCUUGGUUCUCUUUGACAGUUCUUCACAGACUAUUAUCCAUGUCAUGUACAAGGCCGUAGUAUACUCUAGCUGUUCUAUUUGAUAUGGACAUCUAAGCUGAAAACUAUGCCAAAGCUUCAAGAAUGUUUUUUUCAUAUCCUUGAGUUUACAAAUUCCCAAAGUAAUUUUUUUCAUUUUCAAAACUUUAGCCACGAGGGUCACAUCCAUAACUAUUCCAUCACAUACAAAAAUAAUUACUAAAGAAAACAAAUGCAGCUCUCACCUGUUACAUCUGUUGUGAGCUCGGUUAUCAGCCUGGACACGGGUGCUGCCUGGAAAUUGAAAAAAGAGUGAAAAGUCCAGCUCUAAACAACAGUGAGUACUUUAUUUGCAUUGCGGUAAAAACUUCCAACUCUAAAGUGCAGGAAAUAGUCUACGCGUUUCGGACCUUAAUCAUGACAUGCAUCACAAUAUUAAAGUUUCCUAUAUACUCCUCCUGCACCUAUCCACAAUGAUUAAGGUGUCACAGGAUCGGAAACUAAUUAAUAAAAUCAGAACACAUGAUAUUCUUCCUUAAAACAUUCACAUUCUCAUAAAAUCAAAGAUCCAAACAAUGCAAUGGUUAGCGGAGAAUUUUUUAUCAGUAAUGCUGUAAGAUCAAAUCACGUCUCUUAUUUAAACCUGUAGGAAAACAUGUACCUCACUGGAACAUCCAGAAAGCCCCUCUAUUCGCAGGAACCAUCGAAGGACCACUAACGCAAGGUUAUGUGGAAUGUUAGUAUACAGGGACACCACGUCUGCCGUGAUCCAGGCACACGUGUCUCUCCAUUCAAAAUCCUCAAACGCCUGCAAGACCGACCUGUGUCCCUGAUA